AUGACAAACCAGCGGCCUGUGGUUUUCCACAUUGACAAAACAUACCAAUUGAGACAGAAAUUGGGCGAAGGUGCUUAUGGAGUGGUAUGUUCCGCUGUGCAUCGGCCUACGGGAAUCAAGGUUGCAAUCAAGAAGAUCGAGCCCUUUUCGAAAAACCUAGUUUGUUUGCGGACCAUCCGUGAGCUCAAGCUCCUAAACUUCUUCAGCCAGCACGAGAACAUUAUUGGUUUCUACGAUGUUCUCCGGCCUCGAAGUCUCGACACUUUCCAUGAAGUGUACUUGGUGCAAGAAUUUAUGCCCACCGAUUUGCAUAAGCUCAUCUACUCGCAGGUGGUGCUGGACCAGCAUAUCAAGUAUUUUGUCUAUCAGAUAAUCCGAGGGCUUAAGGCCAUCCACAGUGCCAAUGUGAUCCAUCGCGAUUUGAAACCUUCCAACAUCUUGGUCAACUACAACUGCGACGUCAAGAUCUGCGACUUCGGCUUGGCCCGCAUCCACUCGCCGAACCACAAGUACUCGCUGCUUUUUGAGUCCAAACUCACAGAGUACGUAGCAACCAGAUGGUACCGUGCACCCGAAAUCAUGCUUCUGCAGUCGCUGUAUUCUACGGCCAUAGAUCUCUGGUCCGUCGGAUGUAUCAUGGCGGAGAUCUUCCUAUGUCUGCCGCUUUUCCCAGGGAAGGACUAUAAGCACCAGUUGAUGCUCAUUUUCGAGUUCCUCGGCACGCCCACCGCCGAAGAAUUGGACAGUGUCAAACUGCUGAGAGCAAGAGACUACAUCAAGCUGUUGCCGUGUUACGAUGCAGUGCACAUUGCCGAUUACUUUUCCCAUCAUCCUCGCAGAAUCGCAAGGUAUGGAUACGAGCCAAUAAACUCGGCUGGCCUAGACUUGAUGGAAAAAUUGCUCAGCUUCGAUCCGUCCGACAGGCCAGACGCAACCGAGGCAUUAACACACGAAUACUUGGAGGAAUAUCAUGACGAGAACGACGAGCCGGUCUCUGAUACGCUAUUGGUUCCGGAAUUCUUUGAUCUUGAAGAGAAAAAUACCUUGUCCAUGCCUUUCUUGCGGAAACACUUGUAUGACCAAAUCAUGUACAUGACGCGGUGA
Molecule: messenger RNA, 1104 nt
Organism: Clavispora lusitaniae ATCC 42720
Lineage: Eukaryota; Fungi; Ascomycota; Pichiomycetes; Serinales; Metschnikowiaceae
Gene: CEK2
Product: Cek2p
Biological process (GO): intracellular signal transduction; protein phosphorylation
Cellular component (GO): cytoplasm; nucleus
Molecular function (GO): ATP binding; MAP kinase activity
Source: RefSeq, a predicted model, not a curated record